UUCCAAAAAAUAGUACAAAUAGAGAGCAAUUCCCGCUUUAAGACAGUCCUGUCAAUCAAGCAGGCAGACAUGGCGCUGAUCUCGGACUGGACGCAGCUCGGAGACGAUGUAUUUUACCGGAAACAUGAGGUGUACAGCAUGGACUGGGGGGGAGGAAUCAACCUGGCAGACUUCAUGGUGGCAUCUGCACCCUAUGGUGGGCCGCUGGCACUCACCCGCGAUGAGAGUAGGUUCACUAAAACCCACCAGACUGGGAAGCCACUCAUCUUCAUCUUCAGCUCCUCUGGGAAGAAAAUAUCCUCUUUCAAGUGGACGAGUGGGUUCCUGUUGACAUUGGGCUGGUCUAGAGGCGAGGACCUGGUGUGUGUGCAGGAGGAUGGCGCUGUGCUGCUGUAUGACAUGUUUGGCAACUACCAGCACACCUUCAACAUGGGACAGGAGGCGAUUGACACCCACAUCCAGAGUUCCCAGGUGUUCACUAGCUACAGGGAGACGGGUGUAGCAGUGCUUACCAAGUCCAACAGGAUCUUCAUGGUGAACAAUGUUCAUGAACCCAAGACCAGGAAGUACCCAGACCUCCCAGGAGGCACUGUGAACUGCUGGUGUGUGGUGCGGGAGGAACGUCACUCCAACGUGCUGGUGAGCCAAGGACGAGACCUGCUUCUACUCAACCACAUCGAUGAACGGCCUCAGGCACUGUACCCACAGUGGAAUGAGCCUGGUGGAAGUGUGGUUGAAAUGGCCGUGUCCACCAACUCUCGCCACAUUGCCCUCCUGUCAGACUCUGGCAAGCUGUGGAUCGGCUCCUCGGACAUCCGGAUCAAGUAUUGCGAGUAUGAUGCCAAGAGUCAGGUCAAGCCAAGGCAGUUGGCAUGGUGUGGCACAGGAGCAGUGGUGCUGCUGUGGGAAGUAACACUGGAGGUGGUGAGUGUCAAUGGAGAAGCCACCAGCUACUACCUGGACUCCUCCUCCCACCUUGCUCAGGAGGCUGAUGGGGUGAGGGUUGUGGGGAGCACUUGCCAUGACCUGCUUCAGAAGGUUCCUCAGGUGGUGGUGGACACUCUGGGCAUUGGCUCCAUGGCCCCGGGUGCCCUAUUGUUGGAGGCCUCAAAGGGAUUCCAGGAGAGGAGCACUCAAGCCAACGACUGCCUGGCCAUGAUCAAAGACUCAAUGGAGGAGGCAGUGAACCAGUGUCUCCAGGCAGCCCAGCAUCAGUACCAGCCACAGGCACAGAAGAUGCUCCUCAGGGCAGCACUGUUUGGCAAGAGCUUUAUCCCUGAAAUGAACCCAGAGCCCUGCAAGAAGACCAUUUUCACACUGAGAGUCCUGAAUGCUGUGCGGGAUUAUAGAGUGGGCCUCCCUCUUACGUGGAGUCAGAUGGAGCACUUGACCCUCCCUGUGCUGCUUGACAGGCUGGUCCAUCGACGUUUUUUCCCCCUGGCAUUGGAGAUUGCAAAUUUCCUCAAGAUCCCUGAGACUGAUGGCACCUCGAGGAUCCUUGCUCACUGGGCUUGCUUCAAGGUGCUACAGCCAUCUCAGAAGAGUGAUGAACACAUAGCCAAAGAGAUUAACAGCAAACUUGGAUACACACCAGGUAUAUCUUACACAGACAUAGCCAACCGAGCUGACCAGGCUGGGAGGAAACAGUUGGCCAUCAAGCUGAUUGAGUAUGAGUGCCGAGCAAAGGAGCAGGUGCUGGUGCUGAUGAGGCUUGGCGAGGACCAGACAGCUUUACGACGUGCCUUGCAGAGUGGAGACACAGACCUCAUUUACACUGUGUUAUGUCGACUCCGCCAGAAGCUUUCCUCUGGGGACUUCUUGAUGCUCAUUCGCAACUUCCCAGUGGCUCAGGCUCUCCACAUGCGCAGCUGUCAAGAUUUGGACACUGAGCAGCUAAGGGAUAUCCUGGUGCAGGAGGAUGAUUUCUUGGGCCAGGGUCUGCUGAGGGUGAAGGAAGCUUAUAAUAGUUCUCGUGCAGACACUCGGCUGGCAUCCCUCCAGGGUGCUGCUGAGCUGUUCAGACGGGCCAAGCAUGAGAGCCACCUGCAGAUGACUGAGGAACAGAUCAAGCUGUAUCGCUGGCAGAUCCGACUGGAGGAAAAUCAGCAGAAGCCCUACACAGACAAAUCCCUCCAUGACACAGUCCACCACCUCCUGCUGGACGGACAAAUCAAGGAGGCCGAGAAAUUACGCACAGAAUUCAAGAUCCCUGAGAAAAGGUAUUGGUGGCUGAGAGUGGUAGCUCAUGCCCAAGCUGGCCACUGGGAUGAAUUGGCAGCCCUGGCCAAGAACAAGAAAAACCCUAUUGGUUUUGAGCCUUUUGUAGAGGUGUGCCUGAAGACUGGUAACAAAUUGGAGGCACAGAAGUAUGCUUCAAGGGUGAAGGAGGAGAACAAGGUGUCUUGCUUCAUCAAGUGUGGGCUACUGGAGGAGGCAACCAAGAUAGCACAUGAACAGAGGAGUGCAUCCAGUCUGGCUGAAGUGUUGGCUGCCUGUGGACCCCAGCAUCAGGCUCUACAGUCUCGCCUACAGCAGCUCCUCUCAGACCCAUCCCUGAAAUCAUAGUUCACCACAACUCUUAUCUCACCACUGCCAUUAGUCAUGUCCUUCCCCUACAUUCAUUUCAUCAAGCCACAUUCUUUCAUGUCACAUUCAUGUACUUUUAUGUUUCUUUCUCUGCCAUGAUCAACAUCAUCUCUCAUCAUCUACUGACUCCAUUCCUGAAUGCAAAAUAUUAAUUUAUAUGAUACAGCUAUGGAUCUAUUAUAAUAAAAUACAGUACUGUAUAUGAAUGAUAUACUCCCAAGAUGCUCAAUCAAUAAAAUUAAAGAAAAGAAA
Messenger RNA from Portunus trituberculatus (swimming crab), 2838 nucleotides. RefSeq names its product vacuolar protein sorting-associated protein 16 homolog (gene Vps16A). Gene Ontology annotation, cellular component: HOPS complex; cytoplasm; endosome. The transcript has 19 exons. The record is from RefSeq and is a predicted model, not a curated record. Gene Ontology annotation, molecular function: actin binding. NCBI's taxonomy places the organism in Eukaryota, Metazoa, Arthropoda, Malacostraca, Decapoda, Portunidae. Gene Ontology annotation, biological process: intracellular protein transport; endosomal transport; vacuole fusion, non-autophagic. Bases 70 to 2565 code for a protein of 831 amino acids.